AAGAGAGGGAAAAGGCCCAGGAUGACGUAGCGUUAUUAAAGCAACUCAGGAAAGAGCAGACGAAGGUCAUGUGAUUCCAUGACACAUGUGUAUGUAUAUAUACGGGAUGCCUGGUGACUCUGCUCAGACUGUGCUAAACUUCCCUCUUCAGAACCACCCAUCACUUCAGAGAAGUUACCUGCCACGAUGAUGCCUGGGGGCUUAUCUGAGACCAAGCCUGCUACUCCAGAAGUCCAGCAUAUCGUUAACCAGGUGAAGCCACAAUUUGAAAGCAAGGAGAACAAGACAUAUGACACCUUUAAAGCCAUAGUGUAUAAGACUCAGGUGGUUGCUGGGAUAAACUACUUUAUUAAGGUCCAAGUUUGCAAUGAUGACUAUGUCCACUUAAGGGUGUUUGUGAGCCUUCCUCAUGAGAACCAAGGUCCCAGCCUUGUCAGUUUUCAGACUGGCAAAACCAGAGAUGAUCCUCUGACCUACUUCUGAGAGAUGAGGAGGAAUGGUGCCUCACUUCUGCAAGCUGCAUGUGGAUUCUGCCUGUUUUAGUAAAUGCAUGAAAAUAAAAUAAGUUUUGAAAGCUAUUUGUUCAUCUGCUGCAUGUCACAUCUAGCUCUGCUGCCUGGCUGAAGCUUGAGUAGGCUCUGAAAUACUAUUCAAGGCUGUUUCUGCUACCUGAGGUACUAUAGCUGUAAGACAGAGCACACCUAUGUCAGCUCCUCUUUCCAAAACACUCAGGCAUCCUCUGAAGACAAAACCUGGGCCUCCUGAGUAUACUUCAGGCAAACAGGCUAAGUACUUCAGCAUUGGCUGCUUGGUUUUGCUUUUUAAGUGCAUUAAAUACGACCUAUUG
Haliaeetus leucocephalus (bald eagle) is the source of this 847-nucleotide messenger RNA. It is a transcript of the gene CSTA, whose product is annotated as cystatin A (stefin A). The transcript is spliced from 4 exons. The record is from RefSeq and is a predicted model, not a curated record. NCBI's taxonomy places the organism in Eukaryota, Metazoa, Chordata, Aves, Accipitriformes, Accipitridae. Gene Ontology annotation, cellular component: cytosol. Gene Ontology annotation, molecular function: cysteine-type endopeptidase inhibitor activity. Bases 187 to 483 code for a protein of 98 amino acids.